UCAUGUAAACUCUGUUUGUUUUUUUAAGGAAAUGAUGCAUUCAACUGAAAUCAGUUUAGAGUUAUAACCAAUUCAAACAAUAGUCCGUUUACUUCGUUAGUUGAGAAUUUGAGACCAAGUCACAACACAGCUUUUUCGUAAAAGAACUGAAGCUAUAAGUAAACAGAGUUUGUUUUGCUUUCUUUGACUGUGAAUUACAACCGUAGCAGACGCCAGAAGGUCAAACUUGAGGUAGCUACUUAUUUCGACAAGAUGACCCAAGAGAGACCAAGAAAAAUGAUGGUUAACGUUCAUGCUCUUUUAGUUCGGUGCUUUCAGACAACGCAACAGAUUGUGAUAAGCCAGGAAGGCAAUCAACAGUCCUAUGAAUUUCUGAGUCCUAUUGUGGUAAAAAAUAUAUGUCUACUAGGUAUAAUGGGGUUUCAUUUCACCAAAAUGGCAAAAUGAGUGGGCCUUGGUUUGGUUUAGUUGACAUUCAAAGAUAUUUGUAUCUCAAUGCAAUGCAUAUAAGCUCCUAAUUUAGUGGAUAGAGCAUGUGAUUUACGGUUGCAUAGGGUUGACUGGAUUUGAAAGAGCUGCUUUUCUUCUCUAUUUAGGAUACAAUUGUUCCAGUUAAUUCUUUUUUGUUGCAACACUAUUAGAAUAGCAGUUUUAUCUUAUAAUUUCCUUUGUCUCUCAGGAGGUAUUGAGAAAAAAAUGUCUUUUACAUGAGCACACUUGCAACUAUGUGAAAAAGUAGUUAAGAGGGAUGGAGAAACACCAGAAGAGAGAAAGAUGAAGAUUGUUCAGACUCCACCGAGGUGCAGUUGGGUUUCUGAAAUUUUCUCCCUAUUUUUAAUCUCUUAUAUAGUUUUCCUAUAAAAGGUAUCUUAUGGCUUGGUCAAAAGACUGCUUGCAUAAUGUAUUAGUAGUUUCAUUCAGCUGUUAGCAGAACCAUGAGGAGCAUGCUUUCAUUAGAGUUGGAUUUUGGAUAAUAUAUGUGAGGAAAAGCAACUGCUUGUGCUAUUUCUGACCAUUGGCAUUAGUAGACAGACACAUUCUUUGUCAAUAUUUUAGGCCCUUGACAAGCUUAAGCAACUUGUAGAAGACAAAGACGCAAGAGGAGGAGGGUUAUGAAGCGUUAAGAGAGAGACCUUUAUUUGGACCUAAAGAUUUAGUGAUUGCAUAGGCAAGUAUUGUUAUGGUUUAGGAUUCAAUUAGGUGUUAUGUUGCAGGAUCAGAUGUAGUUUGGUGCUGUUAUGAAGUCCAAGGACACAUGUAACUUUUUACAGCUCAACACUAUGUAUGUGUGUAUAUGAGGUUCAGUGUGAUUCCAUUCAUUCUUAUUUGCUUUUAAACUUUGUUUCUAAACAAUAAAAUAUUGAAUUGUGUGACAUUGAUUCAGGAUUAGAAAGCAAUAAAUUUAGAAGACAAGACACUUUUAACACAAGCAAAAAAAUAUCUGAGCGGUGAAACUAUAUAAAUAAGAUUCUGAAGCUUUAUAUAUGAAAAGAAAGUCCCACAGAAAAAUCAGAAGACAGUUGUUUGCCACAGAGAGAUAGAGAGCGAUUAGAGAAAGGAGAGAGAGAGAGGGGGGGAGCCUGCGUGAUAGUGGCAUAAUAAUAAGUGCAGACAAAGGUUACAACUCGGAGAAUCCCAAAAAGCGUUUCCCUUGACUCUUGAUAGUCAUCUGUUUGCACUAUAUCAUUUAGAGGGACGAACUGGGUUUCUUAUGUGAGAUUAGAGAAAUAUAUGUGGGUUUUGGAAAGCAAUACCACAAAAUUAUUCAAGCAAGAGCAACCCUUUGGGCUCUUAAGAAGGAGAACAGAAGGAUAUUGGUUCUGCGAAGGGACUUCAUGAAGAAGUUGUUGACCAAGAAGUGAUGUGCUUUCAGAUACUUUUUGGGUUUCUCAGGCAAACAUGUUGGUGGAAAGUUCGCUCAGCGCUUCCGUUGAAACAACUCUACUGAACGCAUCUGAGUAUCAAGGCCCAUCUCCUGUUUUUAAUUGGAUGUCGCUUGCUGAAACUUACCAGAUGAUCCACAAACCUCCGGAUGAGUCUCAAGUAAGCUUUCUUGAAGCUGUUCCGGUCCCUGAUGCAAUGAAUCUUGAUAAAUUAGAACAUCCGAAACUUCAACCAAGUUGUCCGGAAAAGGCCGUGACUUCACUUGUGUAUACUCGAAGGAAGAGAAGCGUGAGACCUGGGGGUACUGAGGAUAAUAGCCCAGGAAAGUGCAAGAAACAGGAUGAUUCACUCGAUGACUCUGUUGUCCCAGUUUAUAACACUGGACAAAGCAUAAAAGGGAAACAUCGCUUCAACAAUUGUCUUGUUUAUAGCAGGAAGGAAAAAAGAGGCAUAACCAGUUGUGUUCCUACAAUAGGAGCUAAUGAUGUUUUUAACUCUGUGCACGACUGUGGAGAAACCAAGAGAAGAAGAACUCGAUUUGAUAACUGUCUCGUGUAUACCAGCAGAAAGAAAGGUAGAGUAAAAUCUCAUACUUGUAGUUUUAGCAAACAUGUCUCUGGAGGAACCAAGAUAAGCGGUGAUCAAGCUCACUCUUCUGAGUAUAGCCAAAUGGGGCAUAUAGUUAACCCUGGAGAAAUCAAGAAUAGUGGCCAUGGACCUGUUUACAGCCAAAGCAAGCAGUUAGUGAAAUCUAAUGGUGAUACAUCUGAUAGCUUACUUGUGUAUAGCCGGAGGAAGCAGAAAGCAAAAUCUAGUGGUGCUCGGGUUAAUGGCUUUCUAGUGUAUACACGGAAGAAGCCUAAAGCAAAUAAUAUUGCAGCUGACAGCUGCUCGUCACAAUCCAGUUCUGAACUUGCUUCAGGUUCCAGUAAAAGUGGAGAAGAUGAAGCUACAGGUUCUGACUCAGAUACAGACGGUAGUAGUAGCAGCCCUUUCAGACGGUGCAAACGUUGUGAUAAGGCAGGUACUGUGGAGAAGAUGUUGAUUUGUGAUGAAUGUGAAGAAGCAUAUCAUACGAGGUGCUGCGGUGUUGGAAUGAAAGAGGUUGAGAUUGAUGACUGGCUCUGUCGAUCUUGUUUGAAAAAGAAGUCAUCAAAGACAAAGAUUAAGGGGAGACCACGGGAACAACGGAAAUGGAGAGUUUCAGAACCAUUUGUUAUAGGAGUUCGAGUAGGAAAAGAGUUUCAAGCGGAUGUUCCAGACUGGUCAGGUCCAACCAUGAGUGAUACUUCUUUUGUUGGUGAACCCGUGGAGAUUGAUCAGUCUGAAUAUAUGCAUGAUCUCAAGAAGGCCAAGAAGCCACGUUCUGCAGUAAAUUGGCUCCAAUGCAGAGAGGAGGAUAGGAAUGGAGAUAUUUGCGGAAAGUGGCGCAGGGCUCCUCGCUCAGAGGUACAGACCAACGACUGGGAAUGCUUCUGCUGCGUCUUUUGGGAUCCAUCACAUGCUGAUUGUGCCGUCCCUCAGGAACUGGAAACUGAUGAGAUCCUGAAACAACUCAAGUACAUCAACAUGCUUAGACCUCGUUCAGACGCCAAAACGCGGAAGAUAGGACCAAAUUGUCGAAGCAGAUUACAUAAAUGAAAAAAUCUUGAUGGACGCUAGCUUUAGCCACAUCAAAAUGCAUAAUGCUUCUGGAUCAGAGACUCUAGAAACUAGACAGGUAGUUCAGAAUCUUUUUUUGUUAAAACGCACAUGAGUUUUGUACCACUUGCCAAACUUCAGGAGAUUAAAAAUGCUAUAUAAGAGAUUUGAUUUGAUUAGAAUGUUAGCUCCCAAAACAGUAGUGAAUAUAUCGUUUGUAUUCAAGACAGACUCUGGAUUAAAUCUGAGAAUUAUUUACAAA
This is a messenger RNA of Brassica rapa (field mustard), 3787 nucleotides long. RefSeq lists its product as uncharacterized. Lineage: Eukaryota; Viridiplantae; Streptophyta; Magnoliopsida; Brassicales; Brassicaceae. The record is from RefSeq and is a predicted model, not a curated record. Gene Ontology annotation, cellular component: nuclear chromosome; CHRAC. Gene Ontology annotation, molecular function: DNA binding; zinc ion binding. Gene Ontology annotation, biological process: regulation of DNA-templated transcription; regulation of heterochromatin formation; positive regulation of DNA replication.